GGAAAUUCCUGCUCGUCCUGUGAUGGAGGGAACUGAUGUGAUUCUUCACUGCACAAACAAGAAAACUCAGUCACAGCACAUAACUGACUUCUACAAAGAUGGAUCCCUUCUCGAAACUUCGUAUAGCAACAACAUGAUCAUCCCACGUGUUUCAAAGUCUGAUGAAGGACUCUACAAGUGCAGCAUCUCUGGAGUGGGAGAAUCACCAGCGAGCUGGCUAACUGUGUUAACACACAGUCCAGACUCAGACGCAGCUUUUCCUCAUGUUGAUCCAGACAGACUUCAGUUUUUUGAGUUCGAGUCUGUCUCUGUACGCUGUGAGCAGACUGUUGGAUUCCCUGAAUGGAGACUGAUGAAGAAAUUCAAUAAAAUAAUUCCAACAAACGCCUGGAACUGGAACACAUCAGCACCAUCAUGGAACAUUUAUCCUGCUUUCGAGAGACACAGUGGAGAGUACUGGUGUGAAACUGAAGCAGGACAGAGGAGCGGUGCCGUCAACAUCUCUGUCACUGCUGGUUUUGUGAUCCUGGAAAUUCCUGCUCGUCCUGUGAUGGAGGGAACUGAUGUGAUUCUUCACUGCAGAAGCACGAAAACUCAGUCACAGCACAUAACUGACUUCUACAAAGAUGGAUCCCUUCUCGGGACUUUGGAUAGCCGCGACAUGAUCAUCCCACGUGUUUCAAAGUCUGAUGAAGGACUCUACAAGUGCAGCAUCUCUGGAGUGGGAGAAUCACCAGCGAGCUGGCUAACUGUGUUAACACACAGUCCAGAUUCUAUUGAAGAGACUCAAAGUUGGUCCCUGAAUCUUCUCACCGUGCUGUGGAUUGUUGCCUCUGGUUUGUUGGUAACAGGAAUACUUCUCUGUUGGCACAAAGGUCAUCUGCUGUCGGCCUGCGUCUCAUCUCAAACAUCAGCUCCAGCUUCACAACCACAUGAAGCUGCUACAGUCUCAGGAGAGGACAGCGUCGCUGAGCCAGUCCACGCCACUUAUACUGCUGUCAGGAAACAGAGGAAGAAGAGAGGUGCUGAAGCUUCAGUUGAUCCAGAAAAAGCAACAUAUGCUGUUAUUAAUCACCAGAUGAUGAAGAAAGAACCAGAAGUGUCCAGACCAGGUGGCAGACCACCUUUACCAGAAGAGAACGUCAUCUAUUCUAAAAUCAACUACUGGCCCCUGGGACCUGGAUGAAGGACUGAGGACAUGAUGUCUUCAGAGCUCUGCUGCUGUGUUUUCAUCAUCAGCUUUUCUUUGCUUUAUCGUUGCUGAUUUUCAAUCAUUAAUUGAGCAGUGAUGUGAAUUUCAAACAUGUGUUUAAGCUCUUCAUGCUCCAUAAACUCAUACAGACACUGUGAGCAGUGCACUGAAAUCAGAUAACCUGUCCUAUGACUGCUGUA
This is a messenger RNA of Toxotes jaculatrix (banded archerfish), 1392 nucleotides long. RefSeq lists its product as uncharacterized. Bases 23 to 1186 code for a protein of 387 amino acids. The transcript is spliced from 9 exons. Gene Ontology annotation, molecular function: transmembrane signaling receptor activity. Lineage: Eukaryota; Metazoa; Chordata; Actinopteri; Toxotidae. Gene Ontology annotation, biological process: cell surface receptor signaling pathway. The record is from RefSeq and is a predicted model, not a curated record.